AUGGGCUGCUUCUCAUGUUGUGAAGACAAUUUCAUUGAAGCACCUGAUAUUGGAGGACAUUUUACAACCAGACGUACAGCAGGUGAUCUAAUAUCUUGCCUUCCAUGUUUAACACUGCAAAAUUCUUAUACUUUUCCGUUUAUUUUAAGUGUUUGUAUAUUCACCUGCUCGUGAUGUUGUGGGCGGGGACGUCCUUUAUGGUUUGACAGCUUAGAUGGAAGUACUCACCAUGAAGCUGUCACAUAGAUAUUUGGAAAACUUUAUAUGAUUUCUUAUUAGGGAUGAUGUGGAUCAAUAUCGUAUAAUCUGAGUAUUAUGGAGUUCGUUGCAUAAAGCCUUUUGCUUUAUGAGAGUCUUGCUGUUACUGGGUUUUGUGGAUGUUGCUCAUUGCUUUAGUCGUUUGCAUACUGCCUCCUGCCUCCGCCAACCACCGUACACAUUUCACACCUCUUCAUGCCUCCCUCAUUCCUCCUGCCACCCCCCUACUUGCUAUCAUUGAAGCCAGUAGGAAUGGGAUCAGGGAUUGGGAACGUUUAAAGGAUAAAACACAAAAGUCUGGAGUUUUCUCCUCUUUAUCUCCUUAAAUCUAACAUUCAGAAAUGUAUCUUUAACAUUUAUACAUUUAUACUUUUUUUAAUUAAAAAUAGCCUAUAUGGGUUUCUAUAGAAGUAAACAUAUUGUAAUAAAGUAAUCAUAGUCCAUUUGUUUUGUGUUUGAUGGCCUGAUAACUCUAACACGAUAUCAUUGCUGAUGCCUGCUCUUGAGAUGACUGUAUUUCAUUUAUACUAUUCUUAUCACAGAGCUCAAAAGUCAGCUUUCUUGUGAGGGGGUGUAGUAAGAACAGUCCCAUACUGGUUGGCCAAUUUGGUUUUGACUAGGACGGCGCAAUAACUCUUAACAGUUUUGAACUUAUUAAGAAUACGAAUCCAACUUGUUCGGGUCCCUUGGGUCAGACAUGUUUUGGGUAUACCAUGUCAGAACUUUAGUCCGAUCCAGUAAACCUGUAAUUCUAGCUACAGUUUGCCUGUUCAGAGAACUCAGAAGAACAAGGUUGGAAUCUCCUUUCUAGAAGGAGACACAGAAUAACGAACUUGCUGGAUUUUUCAAAAUAUAGUUCUUAAGUAGAAUCUGGAUCCAGGGUAAUAGGAAAGACAAAGAAUAUGGAAGUAGAAAUUUAUUGAGGUAGGGGCAGAGCAUGGUGGAAGGUCAAAUGAUUGACAAAAGUUAUCCCGACAAAGAUAAGAGCUUAUUGCUGGGCUAAUAAUAUCAGCAAUUCGCUACCAGAUUUUGUCGUCUGUAGCACUUUGGAGGUCAGCUAAGCCAACUGCAACUCGACCAUCAAACCCAUCAGGCUACAAGCCAGUCAAUUUGAUGAAACUGCAAACGGCAUAGUCUAAAAAAUCUUGAAUAAGAUGAACAACCAAGAAACGCGUGCAAAGGGAGUGAAGCCAGAAUUCGUUCAUUUUAGCUCGGAGGACAAAAAGAAGGGAUUGAGCCAAAAAUUCCACUACCUCUUCAGUGCCUCUGCAUUGGAAGCAAAGGAGAAUAUACUCCUCGACGAGAUUUUUAGUGAAUAAAGGUACGUUCUGAGAAGUUGUUUUUAAUCAUCGUUCAGAGCUCCCUAUCUAUUUCCCCUUGUACUGAUUCAGUUGUUUUUCUAUUUUCAAUCUGAUUAUAUUCAUCUUUAUUUCCUGUCUCGGAUGUUUCUUCUUGGCAGCUCUUUGUUGACUUAUUAUGACCAGUGUGUUCUAUUUUUGGACUCUUUUCAAAUCUUCUGCUCAGGGGACGAAGCGAGUUAUCAUGCUACAGAUCCUGCUCCGAGGGCUUCUCAGGCUGUACAGAUUCAGCCCAUUGCAGUCCCUUUAAUUCCUGUUGAUGAGCUGAAAGAAGUAACAGACAACUUUGGAACUAAGGCACAAAUAGGAGAGGGUUCUUACGGGCGAGUGUACCAUGGUGUGUUGAAGAACGGGAAAGCUUCCGCCAUUAAAUGGUUGGAUGCCAGCAAGCAGCCAGACCAAGAGUUUCUGACGCAGGUCAGGCAUUUCUCACCAUUUCGCAUCAUUUCCAUCUCCUUUAUACUAUUGUUUAAAAUCUUUAAUGGUGCAGGUGUCCAUCGUUUCUAGGUUAAAACACGAGAACGUGGUUGAGUUGCUUGGCUAUUGCACUGAUGGACGUCUACGUGUUCUUGCUUAUGAGUAUGCCACAAUGGGAUCCCUUCAUGAUAUCCUUCACGGUAAUGGCAUUACUACCCUCAAAUCGAUUUCCAUGACUCACGUCAGAUCAAGAUCAAGAUCAGGAAAUGUGAAACUUUCAUAAACUCCCAUGGUUUUAUUUAUUGGGCAGAUUUUUAGCAUAUAUUACUAUGCAUGAAGUGGGCGUUUGUAGACACUAUCUCUAGCCUGCUGGGGACUGUAAUGUUUACCUGCCAGGAACGAUCUAACCUAACCCAGUGUGUGCCAGCUGAGAUGCCCCUCAGCUCCUCCAUGGAGUCACUUCAGUUCUUUGGAUGACAUAUGCAUAGAUGUGUGUGUGUGUGUAUAUAUAUCGAUUGAUAUAUGUAUGACGUGGAUUAUGAACAGAGUUAUAUCGUUAUUCAUAUAAGUUUCAGGGCAUUAUAAAAAAUGGACUGAUAUGCCAUAAUCAGUCCCUUGCAUCCCCAAUAACUUUCCUUGUUUAACAACAGGUCGAAAGGGUGUGAAGGGUGCACAGCCAGGCCCAGUGCUUUCAUGGCAACAGCGGGUGAAAAUCGCUCUGGGCGCCGCAAGAGGGAUCGAGUACUUGCAUGAGAGGGUCCAGCCUCACAUCAUCCAUCGGAACAUCAAAUCCUGCAAUGUGCUCGUCUUCAGAGACAAUGUGGCGAAGAUCUCAGACUUUGAUCUCUCGAAUCGGGUCCCUGACACAGCAGCGCGUCUUCACUCCACCCGUGUUCUUGGAACAUUCGGUUACCACGCCCCAGAGUGAGUUCCUUCUCCUUUGGAACUAAUGGAUUAAUUAAGGCUGCAAGCAUUGUGGAUGAUAACCAUGGGAUUCAUCAAAAAAUAUGAAUCAUGUAUUUCCGGAGAUUUUACUAUGAAUGUGUUGGGAAUUCUCGCUUAGCAUCUAUUUUAAAUUGGUUUUUUUUCUCUAAUUUACCUUUGACCAGUGAGGCAUUUUUCGGAUAUUUCAAUUAUCAUAGCGGAAAUUAUUCGUAAAUGGCUGUUUUCCAAAUUAUGCCAGAUCAAUAACUGACGCCCCCUCCCCUUCCCCAUUUAGCUGUAAUAAAAUGAUUCACCGGCUAGUUACUAUAUUUCAUUUUGCCUAUUUGAAUAAAUACCUCGGAAAUAUUUCCUUUCCUUUUUUUUUUCUUUGGUGUUUCAAAUCAACGAGUGGUGACCCAUUUAGCUUUAAUAGAAUGAUUCUGCGGCUUGUGAUAGAUCAGGCAAUGACGGUUUUUUUUUUUUUUCAGAUUUCAAUAAAUACCUAGGAAACUUUUCCGUUCCCUCGUUUUUUCAUAUUUUAGCUAAAAGUAAGCAAUUUUUUUUGCGGUUAUGUCGCUAAAUACUUUGGAAAUUUUCCCUUUUGCUUGUUUAUUUUAAUUGGUAUUUCGAAUUAACAACGGAGGACACAUUUGACUUCAACGAAAUUACACGGGGAAUCAUAAAAGGAAACUAUGCAUUUUUUUGGAGAAUACAUUGAAAAUGUAGGGAGCAAAUCCUGAUUUGGUAUUUUCUAGAUGAUUUCAUAUCAGUGCCUGAUGGCCAGUUUAGCUUUGAUCAAUCCGGACCGUCGCUUUCUCUAUCUCAGUCAUUUACAGUUUGGAUGGCUUCCACCUACCUGGCAGAUAUGCGCUGACUGGGCAGCUCAACUCUAAGAGCGACGUGUACAGCUUUGGUGUCGUUCUCUUGGAGCUCCUAACCGGACGUAAGCCAGUGGAUCACACAUUGCCACGUGGACAACAGGGCCUGGUGACAUGGGUAUAAACCCUACCCUUCAUUUUCUGACUCUAGAAAUACUCCUCCCGGAAGCUCCCAGAAAAUUUCACUAACUCCAGAUCCGCAGGCGACCCCGAGACUCAGUGAGGACAAGGUGGGGCAGUGCGUUGACCCAAGACUUGAAGGAGAAUACCCCCCCAAGGCAGUCGCAAAGGUAAAAUUACGCACCAACUAUAACAUAGAUAUAUUAAUUAUUUUCUCUUGAUACCCAAAUAUAGGCUAAUUGUUUUGAUACAUUUUACUUGCCAUAUUUUACAUUAAUUAGUAUCCAAAAUUUUAGUAGGUGGAGUUAAUUUAGAUAUACAUUAAAAAAAAAAAAACUUGAUUUGUAGAAAAUAUUCAGACUAUUUUCGAAAUGUGUUGAUUUCUAGGAGCAUUCUUAGCCCCCUGUGAGCGAAGGGGGGAAUCCGGCAGAGUCUACCCUGAGAAUGGUGCUGAUUUAUGUUUUUCUCUCGCAGAUGGCCGCGGUGGCGGCGCUGUGCUUGCAGUAUGAGGUUGACUUCCGGCCGAAGAUGAGCAUCGUGGUCAAAGCCCUACAGCCGCUGCUGAAUCCGAGGUCCACCCACCCUGGGCAGGCCCAAGAGCUGUGA
Messenger RNA from Spirodela intermedia, 4561 nucleotides. NCBI's taxonomy places the organism in Eukaryota, Viridiplantae, Streptophyta, Magnoliopsida, Alismatales, Araceae. The record is from the annotation of a GenBank genome assembly.